Molecule: messenger RNA, 537 nt
Organism: Brugia pahangi
Lineage: Eukaryota; Metazoa; Nematoda; Chromadorea; Rhabditida; Onchocercidae
Source: the annotation of a GenBank genome assembly
AUGCGCUGGUAUCAUUCCUUGGCUCUUCCGUUGUCGAUCACGGGCCUUGCAUUAGGACUCAGUAGCGAUCGUCAGUCAUGCAGCACAUCAGGGUAUUUUGAACAGAAGGAGAAAGCGUCUAACAUCGUAAAACAGUUCAUGGUGAGAAAUGGAGUCCCAGGGCUAUCUGUAGGUGUUUCACGUAAUGGUCGAUGUGUUUGGGGACAAGGGUUCGGUUACGCAGACGUGGAACAGCUGGUACCGUGCAAAAGCGAUACAGUGAUGAGAAUUGCCAGUAUAAGUAAACCAGUAACAGCUGCUCUUGCCGCACGCUUGGUCCAGGACGGAAAACUUCAUUUGGAUGCGCCUGUUCAGGACUAUGUGCCGGAUUUCCCAAAAAAGAAAUAUAACGAGAAAGACGUUACUAUAACAAUCCGUCAGCUUUUGAGCCACACAAGCGGCAUUAGGCAUUACAAAAUGGUUACCUUUUCAUGUUAUGCUCACUUCUCUCACUUUGCCAAAACGUUGGUUGUGUUUCGGCUUAGCAUAUCUCGGUAA